GGUGCCGGCGGCGGCGGCGGCGGCGGGCGCACCUGCCCCGCGCACUCACGCAGCGACCGCCGGCGAGCGCCCGCCUGACCCCGGCUACGUCACCACGAUCGAUCGUCCGGCAUCUUGGGUGACACCACCACUGGUCACCACUUCAGCUCAGCUAAAAAAAUUGACCAGCCGCAUAAGUGCCAAUAUUGAAUUUUGGGAAAGUUGCUAAAAGUUUGAAAAACUUUGAAGACUGUUUGGACUCGUGGGAUAAUAUUGUGGUGUGUUAAAUGUGAAGAAUGACGCGGCGGGACGGAGCCAGCGUGGUGUUGAGUUACCAAGUGCUUUGUGAUUGAGAGCCUUGAUUGGGCAGUUUAACAGUGACCGUGAGGAUCGAUGGUGGUACUCCGCGCUGAGUCACCAGUGAGUCAUCGUCGUGGACUAACAGUGUGGUGACAUCGCGUGGCGGUGGUGGCAUGUAACAGGAUGCAUAUCACGUCGGGUCUGUCUCCGGCGCGGGGGGAGAUGCUGGGCGCGACAGGAGCUGAGCUCUAUGGAGCGGGGGGAGACAUGUGCGAGGCCUACUUCGCCGUCGACCACACCGUGCCCGAAUCAUCUCACACGGUGGAGAUCGAAUACGUGUACGAGCAACCCGAGACCGUGACGCAAAUCGAACCAAUCAUCGAGUCACCAAAGCCGAAGCGGCCGAAGAUUCCGCAGCCAGAGAAAGUCGAGGAGGAAACGGACCUGACGAACCUGACAUGGCUGCAGAACAUAACGAACAUAAUGGCGCUGCCUCAGUUCCCGAUCCCGCCGGUCUCACCCACACCGCCGAAGCACCCUCAGAACACGCGGCUACAGAAGUUCAACCUGACGAUCGCGAAGUGCCAGAAGGACUUCACGGAGCGCGCGGAGGAGUACAGAACCAACGCGGCGCUGAAGCCGCCCUACUCGUACAGCACGCUCAUCUGCAUGGCCAUGCGCUGCAACGACGGCAAGAUGACGCUCGCCGCCAUCUACAGCUGGAUCCGGGACAACUUCAAGUACUACCGCCAAGCCGAGCCCUCGUGGCAGAACUCGAUCCGCCACAACCUGUCCCUCAACAAGGUAUUCGUCAAAGUGGCUCGCUCGAAGCAGGAGCCGGGCAAAGGGGGCUUCUGGAAGCUGGACCUGGCCCACCUCGAGGGCACGCGCCGCAUCGCCAACCGACCGCACAAGAAGAAGAAGACACCACCCAAGGUCAGGGAGGAAGUGACGGCCGUCGCGAACAUUCCAGAAAUGGUACAAGUGGUUCCAGUAGACAGCAUCGAACCAGUGCAGAUCCACCUACCAGAGUUCAAUCUUGGCGUCAUGCAGUCACUGCCUGAUAUAUCGCUGGAUGGCAAUAUCGGGGCUAAUGUGAUAGUGGAGCCGGCUGUCCCGCCGCCGCUGAUCCCCGAGGACGACAUCACGUCUCUGCUGCUGAACCCCACGGACUGGGAUGACUUGCAGCUGGAUAUGCUGGAUAACUAUCUAGACUCGUGUUUCAAGUAAGUUGGAGUUUUCUAGUUUUUGUAUUGAUCUGUUUUGGGUUUAGGUGUAGAAUUAUGAAAUAACUGAUUGGUCUGUUUAUAGUGAAUUUGACGAAAUGGAUAGUAUCAUCGAAAGUAACCAUUGAGGUUAUGGGGAGGCCUAUGUCCAACAGUGGCAGCAGUAUAGAAACCGUCUUUAUGGUGUAGUGGUAGACAGUAGACGCUCUGCUUCUACCAUAUCCUGCCCAAGAACAAUAAUUAAUUAUGGCCGAAGAUGAUAACUACAUUGUGUUUAAAGGGUACCUACCUAUACUUACUUGGCAUUAAAGCACUGUGAUGAAGGUUAAAGAGAUAGAAUCCUAGCACCGCCGUAGUCGUCAGGAUAUCAUUAAACAUUUAAGUACCUAAAAUAACUAGAAUUUUAUUGUAUAAUUCUUACUUAUGGCAAAGUCGAUGAAACUACCAUCGUCGUGCUGAAUAUCUAAGCAGUAAAUUUAAUUUUAUGAAGUAGAAUCUAGUCACUAUGAACUUCUUGGCAAUAUGCGAAAGAACUAUUGAGUUGUAUUUUUAUACUUACAUUACUGUAUUUAAUUACAUUUAUAUACUUAUAAGUGAAGUGAUUCAUUGCACAAACUAUGUAGGAUAUUGAGCUUAUUAUAUUAAUUAAGUAUCUUCUACAAGUAGGUAUACUUUUCUACACUUAUACUUUGCAUAACUAAUAUCCAAGUGUUUGGCACAAAUGAUUUUAACUUGAAGUACUUACAGAGUUACUAUUAUAUUUUUAUGUAUUGCUCAAGCAAAGCUCACUUAUUUUUUAAGCAUAAACUGUUUCUUAUACAAAAAAAGUAUUAAAUAUACAAAAUUGGUCAGUAUUACGUACAUUACCUAGGUAUUUCUGAUGAAGCACCAAUAAAACUUACAUUAGGUACUUAGUUAAGUGACUUUUAAGUCUAGUUAAACUACGUGCUGGAUUUGUAGUCAGUACUGUGUAUUUAAUAAAAAAAUAAAGAGUACGAGAGCGAUAUAUAUUCAAUAUAAAAUAAUAUUUUGAAUUGAGUAGGCCUCCCUACAUGCCAUGGAACCUCGUCAUCCCAAUCUAGGUACUAUUCUACAUUUCUACCUGUACUAACUACAAGUCUGCACUUUGUUGAUAACGAAAUGACACAAAUUUACCGCCCAGUAUUACGAUUUGUACAAUAAAAAUGAAUUAGAUUAAGGUGAACUAAAAAUCUAUAUUAAAUGAGUGGCAAUAUUUAUUUAAUAUAAGUAUUAUGGAAGUCUAAUAUCAGAUAAUCCGUCCAGUAUUAUUAAGCAAAGCAGUAACUACUAGUGGGUAUUGUACGUCGUGACUAUACAGGUGUUGCAAUAGUGGAACGAUAAAAAGUAAAACAGUGGAACUACUCGCGAAUUUUUAAAAGUAGUAGAAUGAAAGUUGCCUAGAAUAACCCCAUGAAUCACCCCUUUUCGGCUUACUCUGUAAACCAUUUUGUUAACACCCUGUCGAUAAUCAGAUGUAUCUACUGAUACGUAGAUGUAUAUGUUUAUACUUAGAUAUACACGUAUUUGUGAAAAUAAUUUAUAUCCACUCUGCUCAAGCGAUUGAGAACGAUUGAUGCUACUUUUAACCGACUUCAAAAAAAGAGGAGGUUCUCAAUUCGUCGGGUUUUUUACUAAUAUAUUUUCUUCAAUAUUAUUUGUAUCGAAUAUGAAUCAAUGCAAUAAAAUGUAAUUUUUGUAAAGAUGAAUAUGAAGAUAAUUAUGUGUGCUAUUAUUUGUAAACUAGAACAUUACACACUGCUCAUUGGCCUGUGAAUCCGAAUUGGUCAAAAUUAUUGCUCAGCACAAAUGAUUCCAUUUAAUAUAUAAAAGUUAUUUAGCAUAAUAUAUAUUUACACAAAAAUAUUUAUAAUAAGGUAAUGCACUGUUUUGUGAAGGUAAAUUAAUUGGCAAAUGCAUUUAAAUAUACUUAACGUAAAAUAAUGUGCUAAUAAUAGUAAAAUGUGUCCGUCCACACGUGUCUUUAUUUAAAUAUUAGAUAUUUAUCAUAGUAUUUAUAUAUCUCAUGUAAGUAAAUAAACUAGUCAUUUUAUUGCUUACAUAUAAAAAAUAUGUAGGUACUUAUAAACUUACCUAGUCUAAAAAGUAGGCAAGAAAUGUAAAAUUCAAGGUAUAAUAGAUAAAAUUUUAUAAUGAUUUGAUUUUUAAUAUUAAAUGGGGGCUUAGUAUAAUUUUUCGAUAUCGUUCGCCUAAACUUCUGCCUUCUGGCGCCUCACGAGGUAAUGCAUGUUUUGCCCGCUAGGUGCCGACACUUUAUAUAGCUCCAUACGACAAAACUCGCACUGGCUCCCAGUCCAUAUAUUUAUUAAUAUAAUCAGUAUUAAACUGUAUUGUAUAUAAAUAUAAUAAAAUUGUAAGAGGUUUAAAAAUACCUGUGAGUAGAUAGAUACUACUGUGUGAUAGCUGAGCAUAAGUAUUAUUAAUAUAUUUUAUUAUCUGUGCAAUUUCUUUUUAAUGCUUACUUUAUUGUGUCGGUUUUUACCAAUGUAAGUUUUGCUUCUUGGUAAAGUUAAAUUGUUUAGUUAAACUCAGAUAAUUAGAAUAAUUGUCUAGAUUCUUUAGUGUCAUGACUACUCAUGACUUUAAUGGUUGUUAAAGUUAAGCUCAAAGUUUGCAAUACCUACUAAUUAAUAUUUCAUGUUUAGAAGUGUCCUUAUAAUUACUAUCAUUAAUAUCAAUAAUAAAGUGUUAACAGUAAUUUGUA
Molecule: messenger RNA, 4248 nt
Organism: Plutella xylostella (diamondback moth)
Lineage: Eukaryota; Metazoa; Arthropoda; Insecta; Lepidoptera; Plutellidae
Biological process (GO): regulation of transcription by RNA polymerase II
Cellular component (GO): nucleus
Molecular function (GO): DNA-binding transcription factor activity, RNA polymerase II-specific; RNA polymerase II cis-regulatory region sequence-specific DNA binding
Source: RefSeq, a predicted model, not a curated record